AUGGAGCCUUUUCGCGUACGUCUCAACUGCAUCGAUCACUACCAGGCGACCGCGUCGGAGCUCGACCCUGCGUUGCCCUUUCGAGAUGGUGCCUCUGAAAAAGAUUUCAGGCCAAAGGUGCCUGUGAUAAGGGUGUUCGGAGCGACUGAGACUGGUCAGCGAGUAUGCGUUCAUGUCCAUGGCGUAUUCCCAUAUCUGUAUAUUGAAUACAACGGUUCUUUGGCACCCGAAGCAGUUAACUCGGCAACACGCACCCUUCACCUCUCAAUAGACCAUGCCUUGGCAGUCAGCUACCGUCGCAACGCCUACGACCGGAAAACCGCAUACGUCGCACAUAUUACAUUGGUUAAAGGGAUCCCCUUCUAUGGCUAUCAUGUCGGCUACCGGUCCUUCUUUAAAAUCUACCUUCUCAAUCCUUUCUAUGCUGGCCGGCUAGCCGAUCUUCUUCAUCAGGGUGCGGUGAUGAAACGCCCCUUACAACCAUACGAAGCCCAUAUGCAGUUCGUUCCCCAAUGGAUGUGCGACUACAACUUGUACGGGUGCGCAUACAUGGAUUGCGAAAAGGUCAAAUUUCGAUCCCCCGUACCAGAGUACUUAGAGUUAGCCAAUCCCGACCAUCGAUGGCAUGACCGCUCUAUCCGUCCCGAGGACAUACUCGAUGGCCCGGCCCUCCAGAAACAGAGUCAUUGUCCUCUGGAGGUGGACAUCUGCGUACAGGACAUCCUCAAUAGGUCUGAUGUCAAAGAACGUCCCCUACACCAUGACUUUGGCGAGCUUUUCAGACCCGCUGCCUUCAACGAACGCCUUGUACCUAGCGUGGCUGGACUUUGGCAGGACGAGACUCGGCGGCGAAAGAAACGAAUGGGUAUAACUGACCCCGGCAGCACCCCAUUCGGCCCCGACGAACUGAUUUCGAUGUCCGCUGAUCCUAGAAAUCAAUCCAAGGGAGGCUGGGUACAUGAGGAUGAAUUUCAGGAGUUGGUCUUCCAAAUAGCCGAAGAAGAACAACGGGCAGAUGGUGACACAGAGAUAUCAUUUGAAACAUUCUCAAAUGUCAAUAAAGUACAGGAAAUGGUUCAAACUGCCUUGAAUAGCGUUGAAGAUUUCUAUCCAGACAGACUGGACAGGUCAAAACAGAGUUUUCGCCAGGAGUUCGAUGAGUUGGCCAAAAUUUCCGUCGACGAAGACCUCGCGCGAUCUUCUCAGCCUGAUGGGCAAUAUCUACCAGAUGGCGAGGGUAGCACAGAAGAGGACAUGAACGAGAAGCCAAGAGUUACUGAAAACCAUGCCAUUCAAGAAAGUUUCUACGAUGGUGUAUUCGACGAUAUCCUUCAACCAGAGGAUGAAGCACCCGAGGACCUUUUGCAGGAGGCUUUUGAAAAAAUUUCAUCCGACGACGAAUUGACAAGCGAUCCCCCUGUCUCGAAGCCAAACCCGAGCCACGAAGGCCAAAUUAUGGACAGGAAUGUUGAUAGUUCCCUUAAAGGGAGCUUCACUGAUCAUGCUCACCACGACCUCCCGCCAAGAAAAAAACGGAGAUUCUGGUGCAACCCAGAUUUGUCUCAAAAGGACAGUCACGGUAGCCUGGGCAAAGAGAACCUGGACCUGAAUCUGGAACCUCCAUCAUCAGAACCCACAUCAUCUUCGUCUCAAAAGACAGUCCGGCCAAAAUCUCACAUCCCUCUACCUAAUAGCCGACUAAACUAUCCAGUUGUCAAAGACCCCAAUGACCCUUUGACGAUUCUACGGUUUAGCCAAGAUGACGGCCAGUCUAAGAAGGGAAAUGAAUAUUCACAGCAUCUACCAAGCUCUUUCCCUGGUGGGUCUGCCACCAGUCCUUCAGGAAAUGGCAGCGGUGGAGCAAUCUCGUCUAUCCUUCGGUCUUCUUCUACUGUAGUAAAAUCGGCUGCUCUCAAUCCGCAUGUCGCCAAGAUCAAGCAAAACCUGUGUGGCUCCUUCAACUUCCCCGAAAACACCACUAUCUCUCUGUUUAGGUUCGCCGCCCCGGGCGCAGAUGAAGUUGCUUCGACGAUGCUUGACAAUAAUCGCCCAUCUGUUGUUUAUCAAAAGGCAUAUUACAGCGACGAGACAGAUGUUCCCGAAAGACCACGACAAUACGCUGGCCGAGAAUUUCGAUUAGAAAGCGACACAGUGCACUACCUCCCGGAAUUCGACCCAUCAGCAAAUCUCUCGGCCAUGUUUGGUGACCAAUCACCGAUUUUAUUCGAUCGUGAGAAGCAAGAAAAGGUUGACCAGGAAUUGCGGGAAUCGUGCACCGCAAGAAUGUGGGAAUUUGCACCCCUUCCUCCUAGUCGCUCUGAAGUUGUCGAGUGGUUUGAAAAUCUCCAAGCAUCCCAAAAAUCCGCCUCGUCCAAGCCAGCAAUUCCCAAUGCAGAGGCAAAGCCUGAAGCAAUGUCACAAAUUGAAGGACCAACACAAAAACCCCACGGUUUCAAAUACUCUCAAAAGGCGAAGACUACCAGCGUUAAGCACCAAGCCCAGUACAUGAGCACGAUGAGCUUGGAGGUGCAUGUGAACACCCGCGGCGCUUUUUCGGCAAACCCCGUGGAGGAUGAAAUUUCGUGUAUCUUCUGGGGUCUCCACUCUGAAGACGAGGAUAUCGAGAUCAAUAGCCACCUACCUGGUGUCCACGUCGGAAUGAUCUACCAAGGCGAAGGCGAAAGACCCGAGUCCAAGAUCUCGAAAGCGCUCCGAAUCGACAUGGAACAUGAACCCACAGAGCUUGAUAUGAUCAACCGACUGGUAGAUAUCGUGCGCUACCACGACCCAGAUAUUAUGAUUGGGUAUGAAGUUCAUAAUGGCUCCUGGGGCUAUGUCAUUGAACGAGCUCGGAAAAAGUAUGACUUCGACCUCACUGCGGAACUUUCCCGGGUAAAGUCGCAGUCUCAUGGGAAGUUUGGUAGGGAAGAGGAGCGUUGGGGAGCCGAUCACACCUCUUCCGUACAUAUAACUGGCCGACACGUCAUCAAUAUCUGGCGUGCGAUGAGAGGUGAGUUGAAUUUGCUAGGAUAUACGAUGGAGAAUGUUGUUUUUCAUCUGCUUCAUCGACGGAUACCACACUACUCAGCCAAGGACCUCACAAAGUGGUAUCAGAGCGGAAAGCCUCGCAACGUUUGUAGGGUUGUGGAAUAUUUCACAUCACGUAUGCAGAUGAACCUGGAAAUUCUUGAAGCCAAUGAGUUGAUCCCGCGGACUAGCGAGCAGGCUCGCUUGUUGGGCAUUGACUUCUCUUCGGUCUACUUUCGAGGUUCCCAGUUCAAAGUUGAGUCGCUCAUGUUCCGAAUCGCCAAACCCGAGAACUAUCUUCUAGUAUCGCCUAGCCGAAAACAGGUUGGCCAGCAGAAUGCCCUAGAGUGUCUUCCCCUGGUUAUGGAACCGCAAAGUGAUUUCUACACCAGCCCGCUUGUGGUUCUUGAUUUCCAAUCUCUCUACCCUAGUGUGAUGAUCGCGUAUAACUACUGCUACUCGACCUUUUUGGGGAGGGUAUCACAGUGGCGUGGCCGAGACAAGAUGGGCUUCAUGGAUUACAAGCGUCAGCCAAGGCUGUUAGAACUGCUCAAAAACAAGAUCAAUAUCUCGCCGAACGGCAUGAUGUAUGCGAAGCAGGAAGUGCGCCAAUCACUGUUGGCAAAGAUGCUUACAGAAAUCCUUGAGACUCGCGUGAUGGUUAAGACGGGGAUGAAAGCAGACAAAGAUGAUAAGAUCCUUCAACGUCUAUUGAACAAUCGUCAAUUGGCCCUCAAGCUGAUCGCAAACGUCACAUAUGGUUAUACGUCUGCGUCUUUCUCGGGUAGAAUGCCCUGCUCCGAGAUUGCAGACAGUAUCGUGCAGUCUGGCCGUGAAACACUUGAGAAGGCUAUUGCCUUUAUCCAUUCAGUGGAACGGUGGGGUGCUGAGGUGGUCUAUGGCGACACUGACAGCUUGUUCGUCUAUCUCAAGGGCCGCACUCGCGACCAAGCUUUUGACAUCGGCGAGGAAAUUGCGCAAGCAGUAACAGAUAUGAAUCCUCGCCCGGUGAAGCUCAAAUUCGAGAAAGUUUACCACCCCUGCGUCCUUCUGGCCAAAAAGCGAUACGUCGGCUUUAAGUACGAGCACCGGGACCAGAAAGAGCCCGAUUUUGAUGCCAAGGGCAUCGAAACCGUGCGACGCGAUGGAACACCUGCAGAACAGAAGAUCGAAGAGAAAGCUCUAAAGAUCCUGUUCCGAACAGCAGACCUAAGUCAAGUAAAGUCUUAUUUCCAUCGCCAAUGCAACAAGAUCAUGCAGGGCCGUGUCUCCAUCCAGGAUUUCUGUUUUGCCCGAGAGGUCCGUCUCGGAACAUACAGUGAUCGUGGCCAGCUCCCCGCCGGUGCAAUGAUCAGCACAAAGCGCAUGCUUGAGGACCCCCGCCUGGAACCUCAGUACGGUGAGCGUGUGCCAUACGUUGUCAUUACCGGUGCACCGGGCUCACGCCUUAUCGAUCGGUGUGUAGCGCCCGAGGAACUCUUGCACGAUGCUCAGCUCGACCUCGAUGCUGAAUACUAUAUCACCAAGAACUUGAUCCCACCUCUGGAGCGCAUUUUUAACCUGGUAGGCGCCAACGUGCGCCAGUGGUACGAUGAAAUGCCCAAGGUCCAACGUAUUCGUCGCGUCGAGGCGUCUUCUUCAUUGGCUCAUCCGACCAAGGGACUUGGCAUGCUGAAAAAGACUCUCGAGUCAUAUAUGCGCUCAUCUUCUUGCAUCCUCUGCAAAUCCAAGCUGUCCGAUGCUGCUGUGCCUGUAUGCAGCGAAUGUCUGCAGCGUCCACAUCUUGCCCUACUGGACGUUGUCUCGCGGCUACAGCGGGCAGAGAAAAGAGUCGUCGACCUUGAGGCUGUGUGUCGGUCAUGCAUGGGCGUGCCGCCUGGUGAUGAGAUUCGCUGCGAUAGCAUGGAUUGUCCUGUUUAUUACUCUCGUACCCGCGAUACGGCCCACUGGCAACAUUCUCGGGCUGUCCUAGAGCCUGUCGUAGCGCUGCUAGAAAAGAAGGGAGACGAGGGAUUGGAUUGGUGA
This is a messenger RNA of Penicillium atrosanguineum, 5052 nucleotides long. RefSeq names its product DNA-directed DNA polymerase zeta catalytic subunit REV3. The record is from RefSeq and is a predicted model, not a curated record. Gene Ontology annotation, biological process: error-prone translesion synthesis; double-strand break repair via homologous recombination. The transcript has 2 exons. Lineage: Eukaryota; Fungi; Ascomycota; Eurotiomycetes; Eurotiales; Aspergillaceae. Bases 1 to 5052 code for a protein of 1683 amino acids. Gene Ontology annotation, molecular function: DNA-directed DNA polymerase activity; nucleotide binding; DNA binding. Gene Ontology annotation, cellular component: nucleus; zeta DNA polymerase complex.